Oncorhynchus mykiss (rainbow trout) is the source of this 2569-nucleotide messenger RNA. RefSeq names its product solute carrier family 35 member G2. Gene Ontology annotation, cellular component: membrane. NCBI's taxonomy places the organism in Eukaryota, Metazoa, Chordata, Actinopteri, Salmoniformes, Salmonidae. The record is from RefSeq and is a predicted model, not a curated record.
AUAUAGAUGUGGGAUAGAGAAGGACCAUUAGUUCCCCGCUGGGACCAGAUCUGUCUCUGUGUGUGUGCGUGAGUUUGUGCGUGUGUGGUUGUCCGUGCGUGCGUGCGUGCAUACAUAAACGCGCACACACACAAACGUGACUGACAGUGGUCAGUGUUUAUGAUGAUGAUUUUUGGUCGCUAUGCAUGCUUAAGCAUAAUGACAUCGUUCCCUCUUCUCUCACUCUCUCUCUCCACGGUCGGGCAAGCUGAGAAGCGCAGCUGCUGUGUGUGUGAGUGAGGGAGGACGGGUGAGGGAUCGGGAGACAGAAAAGGAGGAAGGAUUUUUAUCACCGACACUCUCUACCCCUGUGGUCGACAACAGUGCUCUACCGGCGGUUGGAGGAGCCAGAUAGACCCGUUGGGCGACUGGUAACCUUGGAGGCACGCCAAACCACCCAUGAGGAGGAAAGCGGGUGGAAGGAUGCCUCUUUCCCUGAUCUGACAGAAGACAUUUGUUCGGUGAAUGAGCGGAGGGCACCGAAUUGACGCAAUACAGUAGGUGAGUAACCAUGGAAUCCACACACCUCCUGGACGGCUCCAAGAAACGGGUGAAGAUCCACCCUCACACCGUCACCGCCAAGUACGCCCCACACACACCCCACACACACACACACUUCCCCCAGCCCGGAGACGAGGGGUACGAUGAUGCUCCCUCCUUCGAGGACUUCGGCUCCUUCCUGGAGGAGACCUCGGACAAGAAACAGCUGACAGGAACCAGGAAGUGGACAGGAAAGGCCGGUGCUCUGUUUGGAGGGAAGGACAAAAACAAAGACACACCCCCUAGACCUCCCAUGGGGGGAGGGGAGGGGGGUGUGGAGGGAGGAGGGAAGGGUGCAGGAGGGGGAGUAGGGGAGCAGCUAGCGAGUUUCGGCGAGGCGUCUGUCUCUGCGUCUCGGCUCACGUGGGCCAGUGUGGUCUUGGCGGGGCUGGCUCACGGCUGUGUGUGUGUUCUGACACGCCUGGCCGCCUCACACUUUAACCUCCCACCCUUAACUCUCCUCUUGGUACGAUCCAUCCUCCAGCUGCUCUAUGGGACUGUACCAAUGAAACGGGCGGAGACGGCCUUUGGCUCAAAGGGCUAUCGGCGGAAGCUGCUCCUGUACGGUCUGACUCACUCCUUCUCCCUCUGCUGCGCUUACUCGUCCUUAUCCUUCGUCUCCCUCGGCGACGACGAGGCCAUGUUGACAACCUGGCGCCUGGCGACCACCGUCCUGUCGGCCACUCUGGCGUUGUUGCUCCUGGACGAGCGGCUGGGAUUGGUGGACCUGGUCACCGUAGCGACAGGCGUGUUAGGACUGGGUCUGGCGCUCGUUCCUAACCCAACAGGGCUGGAUGAGAACAACAACGGGACCGGGUCAGGGAUGCCCAAUGGGGGGAUACCCAAUGGGGGGAUACCCAAUGGGGCGACACCGGCACAACAAUCGGCCCAGUUCUGGCGGGAAGCGUUUGGUUGGUCCCUGACUGUUCUCGCAGGACUAUGGAUGUCUCUGGCUCUAGUCAUGUACCGCUCUCUGAAGGAGCGGGUCAGUGUCGGCACAGCUCUGUUCACUGUCAGUUGGACCGGCUGUCUGAGCACCGCAGUCUCCAUGCUUCUCCUCCGACAGGGGCCAGUGUGGCCGGCCAGUCUCCAGGCUUGGUGCAUCGUCCUGGGGGUAGCUGUGUGCUCUGCUGGGGGGUUCGUGGGGGUGACCCAUGGCCUCACCCGACUUCACCCAGCUUUGGUGUCGGCUACACAGGGUCUGGAAGUACCGGUCGCUAUGGUGCUGGAGAUCGCUGUUGUGCCAUUGGUUCCCUCAGUGUGUGAGGUCAUAGGGGGUGUGGUGGUGGUGGCGAGCGUGGGUUGGCUUGUUACAGUGAAGCUCCUCCCCUCUCGAGGAAGUGGGAGGAAACAGAGAGAAGAGUACGAAGAGAUUCUGGACUCGCCAAUUAAAUAGCACACACGCACACGAAAGCACAUGCACGCACAAAGAUUCUGGACUUACCAAUCAAAUAGACCACUCCCCUUCUAUCUAUGUUUCUGUCUUUCUCUCUUUUCCCAGGGGGUUUGCUCUCUCUCUCUCUCUCUCUCUCUCUCUCUCUCUCUCUCUCUCUCUCUCUCUCUCUCUCUCUCUCUCUCUCUCUCUCUCUCUCUCUCUCUCUCUCUCUCUCUCUCUCUCUCUCUCUCUCUCUCUCUCUCUCUCUCUCUCUCUCUCUCUCUCUCUCUCUCUCUCUCUCUCUCUCUCUCUCAGUGUGUAUAUAAGAGGACUCUAUGGUGAAUGUUAAUGCUUGAGCUAAAAUAGCUGUCUUUAACCACAGAUCUAGAAUCAGAUACACCAACUCCAAUCCUUAACUUAACCAUUAGGAGGUGUCAAAAUAUCUGACCCUGUAUCAGUGGUUAGGGAAAACAUCUACCUACCCCAAUGUGAAUAGUAAAUGUAUCUAUUUUGUAUUGUAGUUGUUGUAAUUGUUGUGAAGUAGCAAUACUGUGUUGUCUUACUGGCUAUUGUGAUAGUGUGAUGUCAUAUUAAAACCUCACUGUCUUACUGUGA